CCCUUAAAAAAACUUUUAGUAGAAAAACAUGUUUAUAAUAUCACGUUGAGACUUCAGAUGCAAAGCCAUGAAUCAUUUACCUCCUUAGUCUCUCCUGUGCAAAUAGAAAAUGUUAUCUAUUUUCAGAGACGCUUUGCCACUGACUCAACUUCUAAACUCGUGAGGUCUUGUGACGUUAAAGUCACAAGGCUGUGUGCUUUCGAUUGUGGCAACAUGCAAUCCAGAGCGGCACAGUGUUUUGUAACCCUUAAUUUGAUGGAGUCCUGUCACCAUCCUAACGUUAGCUACUGGACACUACAUGGACUUUGGCCCGAUAAAGGGACUGUUUGUAACGCAUCAUGGCAUUUCAACUCAUCUGAAAUAGAGGACUUGCUCCCUGACAUGGAAAAGAGUUGGCCUGAUUUACUGAAACCUGCAUCAGAUGGAUUUUGGAAGUACGAGUGGUCCAAACACGGCACAUGUGCCGCCAAAGCACCCGCGCUCAACAGUCAACAUAAAUAUUUCAGCAAGGCACUGGAACUGUACCAUAAAGUGGACUUGGAUAGCAUCCUGAGGAAAUUUGACAUCAUCCCAUCUGAAGACUAUUAUAAAUUUUCACAAAUAGAAGGAGUCAUGGAAAACUUCUAUGGUGUCAAACCCAAGAUACAAUGUGUCCAUCCAUCUAAGAAUUCGGAUGCUCAGACUUUGGGUCAAGUCGAGAUUUGUUUCAGCCCCGACUUCUCCCUCCUGGACUGUGAGAAAGAGCUCUCUUUCACGGGAGCCCCUGGGUUCAGUGUCUGUGACCGUGACAUACCAGUUUACUAUCCACCACUUUGAAACACAAACACAAUAACACACUACCGCGUUUACCGAUGUACACGUACUGUAUAUACUCUUUGUUUACCACUUAACUGUACUGUUAAGUGCAGCAAGUAGCGACACUCACAGGCUGAGACAAGCAGGCUUGCUACAAUGUCAUAUUGUACCAAUCCCUAACUAAAUAGUUUCCAUUUUCUGCCAGGGUGCUACUAUUUACAGUUUCAACCCAUCUACGUUUUUUCAAAAUAGUGUAGUAAAUAGGUUUGUGUCACAAUAAUUGUUUCUUUGUUUGUUUGUUUUCUUUAGUUAUUGUUAAUUGCACAACAGUCUUCACCUUGUUGAGUUACAUCGUUUCGAAAAUUGGAUUUCCGACCAUGUGCCUUUUCAGGUUGUUUACAUUAACAUUAAAAUGUAUUAGUGUCUUACCUGUUAGACUGUGUUAGGGCUCAUUUUGAGAAGUCAACAAUUAAUGAUCCACUUACUUUAUAGGGGAAAAACAGAGAUAUUUUGCGGGAAGUUAAGGCUUAUUUAAAGUUAAUAUGCCACAGAUUUUGGUUUGUGAUCCAUCUUUUAUGGGGCAGAAUCCAGAGAAACUUUGCAAUGUUCAUCAGAUGUCAUUGUGUUAUAGCUUGUGUUUAUGGUGCCAUUUUGUUUUUUAUUGUGAUAUGGUAAACGCAUAGUGUGAGGUUAUCAGGAAUUUGUUGCCAUUGUGAAUGUCAAUAAAAUAUUAUUGAUUCAUUGCU
Molecule: messenger RNA, 1541 nt
Organism: Phycodurus eques (leafy seadragon)
Lineage: Eukaryota; Metazoa; Chordata; Actinopteri; Syngnathiformes; Syngnathidae
Gene: rnaset2
Product: ribonuclease T2
Exons: 8
Coding region: 58-816 (252 amino acids)
Biological process (GO): RNA catabolic process
Cellular component (GO): extracellular region
Molecular function (GO): ribonuclease T2 activity; RNA binding
Source: RefSeq, a predicted model, not a curated record